Messenger RNA from Symbiodinium natans, 507 nucleotides. NCBI's taxonomy places the organism in Eukaryota, Dinophyceae, Suessiales, Symbiodiniaceae. The record is from the annotation of a GenBank genome assembly.
AUGAACGUUUGUAGUCCUGGGAACUGGAGAGCUGGGCUUGGAUUGUUUCAGAGGAUGGGCGAGCAUCGGCAGGCGGAGACCGCAAUCACCCGUUCCACUCUGCUCCUUGUGGCUGGGGGCCGCCAAGACCGCUGGCGCCACGCCUUCGGGGAGGGCUUCCGCAGCAUGCGCGGAAUGGGCCCCGCGCCGAGGGUCAUUGCCUGCAGCAGCGCUCUCAGCGCCUGUGAAGACGCAGAGAGGUGGGCCGAGGCUUUGGACCUCCUUGGGGUGAUGCAGGCGGAUGGCCUCUCGCCAAAUGUGUUUAGCUUCAGCAGUAGCAUCAGCGCCUUGGAGAAGUGUGCGUGCUGGAUCUUGUCGCUGGAUCUCUUGCGCCAGAUGGAGGGCCGAACUGUGCUUCCUAACGAAGUCAGCUUCAGCGGAGUGGUUGGCGCUUGUGAGAAGGCUGAGGGUCUCGCCUCGCACGGCCGCGGUACCGAGCUCCUCCCCACUCUGUCUCGGUCCUCGUGA